Messenger RNA from Equus caballus (horse), 3431 nucleotides. NCBI's taxonomy places the organism in Eukaryota, Metazoa, Chordata, Mammalia, Perissodactyla, Equidae. The record is from RefSeq and is a predicted model, not a curated record.
AAAACAGAAUAAAACAAAAAACCCCCCCAAAACAGGCAGUGGGCUGGAUUUGGCCCAUGGGCCUUAAUUUGCAGACCCCAGCCCUUAGCCAUUAACUAGUACCACCUCUCAUGUAUGUGAAACCUCUCAUUUAUAUUUCCUCAGACCCACCUCAGUUCCCAUGACAUUCCAUUCAAAUGACAGCUAGCAUUACAUAAAAGUUCAGUUGACAACACAUCUGCUCUUUACAGUACUUUUUGGAAGCAUGUUUUAUCAAUGUCUCCACUUUAUGGAAGAGCAUAAUGAGGCUUCAGAGACAGUCUUAUGUUACAAAGUUCUUUGGCACCUGUAAACUUGAAAUCUAACCGAAUAAAUACCAACUUCCCUGUGCUGCCCUUCCAUCCUGAUGCUGAUGUUUGCUUUUUUUCCUUCUAAAACGUCUUAUCUUUCCUGUCUCAUGUUCUAUGCUGGGUUUUCCUGUUGGAGGAGCAAACGAGAGGCAGCCUGAUCUCCCCUUCCGGACCUUCUAGAAUCUUCUUUUCUGACCUUCCAGAAUCUUCUUGAAAAAUGUUUUUAGACCAUGCCAGAUCUCUGGAAGCUGUUGGGACGGGCACAGCCUGAGUUUGUCUUCUGAGACUGCUUAAUGAUUCUCACUCUAAGAAGUAGGUGGGAUCUGUUACAUGGAGCAUCUGUGCACCAAAGCAGGGCCUAAGAAAUGGGAGCGACAACAUCAGGAACUAAGAGCUUAUUCCAUGCUGGGUGCUGUGCUAAGUAUUUUUUAUAUAUUAUCCUAUUUAAUUCUCAGAACCGCUCUGGAGGUAGGCAAGUCUCGUUAUCCUUAUUGUAAAGAUGAGGAAACAGAAGCACAGAGAGCCAAAGAACUUAGGCCGUAAGGAUUGAGUGUCUGUGUCCCUGACCUUUUAAAGGAGAGCUUAAUUAGAUGUUCAUAGUGUCAGUCCUGGGCAAGAAUAUAGAAGUUUCCAGUAAAAGUAAACUCUCCUUACUCUUCUGCCUUGUUGGAGGCGCACGAAUAUGGGAGUAGAGAAAAAAGAAGAAUUGCAGGGGAGGAAAUAGCUCUCAGCACCCUCCUGGACUGCAGCUCUCUAGUCCUCCCACUGCUUAUCUGGUGACUUGACAUAAACCCUUAGCAUUCCCAAUAAGGUAACUACCAUGUGGUAUGAGACAUUAUCUCACUACCCCACCGCAAUGUUUUCCACAGUAAUUGUGUAAGAGCACAAUAAUAUUACUUCACCGUCAAAAAUUCUGAGUGAGAAAUGGUCAGAACACUUGUUAUCAAGGGCUAGAGAAAUAUCAACCAGGUAGAGCUCAGAGGAGCUCACUUGCAGCUCAUUUUGGUCCAGGGAGCAAACGUUCGAAUGUGAAAAAGACCGACUGGUUCCAGGAAUGGCCAGAUUCCUACGAGAAGCACAUCUACAGCUCAGAGGACAGGAACGCGCAGCGGCACCUGAGCAGCUGGGCCAUGCGCAACACGAACAACCACAACUCACGCAUCCUCAAGAAGUCCUGCCUGGGCGUGGUGGUGUGCAGCCGCAACUGCUCUGUGGAAGAGGGGCGCAAGAUCUACCUGAGACCUGCCAUCUGUGACAAAGCCCGGCAGAAGCAGCAGAGGAAACGCUGUCCCAACUGCGAAGCUCCUCUGAAGCUGAUUCCUUGCCGAGGCCACGGGGGCUUCCCGGUCACCAACUUCUGGAGGCACGACGGACGCUUCAUCUUUUUCCAGUCAAAGGGAGAGCAUGAUCAUCCAAGACCAGAAACCAAAUUGGAAGCGGAGGCAAGAAGAGCAAUGAAGAAGGCGCAGUCAGCAUCUUCCUCCGGCUCCCUGAAGCUCAAGGGGGGCCCCGAGACAAAGUCUCUUCCAGGGGAAAUGCAGACUUGGGGAAAUUUACCUUUAACCUGGUCUUUCCAAGAAGGCGUCCAAUUGUCGGGCAGUUACAGUGGACAUUUAAUAGGUAACAUGCCCCAGCAGAAGUCACUGAAUGAUUGCUUAUCCCUCUCCAAGGGUUAUGGUCUGGGGGGAGCCGCCAAUAUGGCAGACCCCACUUCCACCUUGGGCCCCGCCAAGCUCUAUGAGAAGUGCAAGUUGCCCAGUGGUCGGCUUUGCAGCAGUGGGGAGCUGCUUCAGCCGGUCUCCGGAGUCUUCCCUGACUACAGUGAUCUGCAGCCAUGGAAUAAAAAUGCUGCUUUGGGGAGAAAUCCUCUUAAUGACAGCUAUUGUCCCAAUUACACUUUUCCUCUGACCAACUGGCCUUACGACUUCUCCCCUUCCCAGAACUCUGCAGAACCCUUUUUCCAACAGAUUCCAGUGGAACCACCUGCAGCCAAACCUAGCUGUCACCCAUUAUGGCCAAAUCCAGGGGGUGAUCUUUACGAAGAGAAGGUGCAUGCAGAUUUUAACAGCUACUACCCUUCCACCACAGGCCAUCCCCCUCAGGAAGACCCCUUUCUCCUCACCUACACCCCUCAUCCUCACCACCAAUAUUCGCUGCCAGGCAAGAGUAGCAAAUGGGAUUUUGAGGAAGAAAUGAGGUACAUGGGUUUGGAUCACUGCAACACGGAAAUGCUUCUAAACUUCUGUCCUUUAAGAUGAUCCCAAUCUGAACCCUUGUGCACUGUGAGGUCCAGGAAGACAAUUUGGUGCAGCCACUGUGGAAAACAAUAUGGAGGUUCCUCAAAAAAUUAAAAGCAAAACUACCAUAUGAUCCUGCAGUCCCACUUCUGGGUAUAUAUUUGAAGGAAAUGAAAUCACUAUCCCGAAGAGGUAGCUGCACCCCCAUGUUCCUUGCAGCAUUAUUUACAAUAGGCAAGACAUGGAAACAUCUAAGUAUCCAUCACUGGAUGAAUGGAUAAAGAAAAUGUGGGGUGUAUAUAUAUGUAUAUGUAUAUAUAUACAUGUAUACACACGAUGGAAUACUACACAGCCAUCAAAAGGGAAAUGCUGUCUUUUGCGACCAUAUGGAUGGACCUUGAGGGCAUUAGGCUAAGUGAAAUACAUCAGACAGAGAGAGAGAGGCAAAUACUGUAUAAUCUCACUUAUGUGUAGAAUAUUUAAAAACUCCCAAAUUCAUAGAAACGAAGAUCAGAUUUAUUGUUGCCAAAGGCAGAUGGUAAAGAGUGGAAGAAUUGGGUGAAGGUGGUCAAAAGGUACAAACUUCCAGUUUUAAGAUAACUAAGUUCUAGAGGUAGAAUAUAGAGCCUGAUGACUAUAGUUCACAAUAUCAUAUUGUAUAUUUGAAACUUGCUAAAAGAGUAGAUCUUAAAAAUUCUCAUCACAAGGGAAAAAAAUCUGUAACUUUGUGAGGUGAUUGAUAUUAACUAAGCUUAUUGUAAAAAUUUUGCAGUAUAUACAUGUAUUGGAUCAUUAUAUUGUACACUUUAAAUGUAUACAAUGUUAUAAGUCAAUUACAUCUCAAUAAAAUUAUAUCUCACUAAAA